Molecule: messenger RNA, 3496 nt
Organism: Pelodiscus sinensis (Chinese soft-shelled turtle)
Lineage: Eukaryota; Metazoa; Chordata; Testudines; Trionychidae
Source: RefSeq, a predicted model, not a curated record
UCAUGCUGAUUGUCUCAUGUUUUACUCCAACAUUCCAACAAGGUUUAUGACUGCAAAAUGAAGCUGUUCUCACUAAGCUGCUUGCUGCUUUGCUGUGGUUGCCAAGUCUGGGCAGUGAUCAGAGAGCACUACAUUGGGAUUACAGAGACUAUUUGGAACUAUGCACCUGGGAAUAAAAACAUAAUAUCUGGGCAGCUGUUUUCAGAGGAAGAACAGGCUAGAGUUUUUCUCCAAAGAGGCCCAGACAGAAUAGGAAGCACUUACAAGAAAGCUGUCUACACGCAGUUCACUGAUAAUACCUUUAAAAAAACAGUUGAGAAGCCUUCCUGGUUGGGGUUCCUAGGCCCCAUUAUCAAGGCAGAGGUUGGAGAUUCUAUUAUCAUCCACUUGAAAAACUUCGCAACUAGAGCCUAUACGCUUCAUCCACAUGGUGUGACAUACACUAAAGAAAAUGAAGGUGCUUUUUAUCCUGACAAUACCAAAGGUUUGCAGAAGAAAGAUGAUGCUGUGAUGCCCGGAGAACUGUAUUCUUACAAAUGGGAUGUAACAGAAGAUCAUGGCCCAGCUGAGGGAGAUAGCAAUUGUGUGACCAGGGUUUAUCACUCACAUAUAGAUGCACCAAAGGAUAUUGCCUCUGGACUUGUUGGACCUUUGAUUACUUGCAGGAAAGGUACACUGGAUGAGGGAAGAGAGAAACACAUGGAUGCUGAAUUUAUCCUUAUGUUCUCUGUGAUGGAUGAAAAUCUUAGCUGGUAUCUGGAUGACAACAUCAAGAAAUAUUGCUCAGAACCUGCCAAAGUUGACAAGGAGAAUGAGGACUUCCAGGAGAGCAAUAAAAUGCAUUCAAUCAAUGGAUAUAUGUAUGGAUAUCUUCCCAAUCUCACCAUGUGUGCAGAAGACAGAGUGAAAUGGCAUCUUUUCGGCAUGGGCAAUGAAGCUGAUGUCCACUCAGCUUAUUUCCAUGGACAGGUUUUUACAGAAAGGAAUCACCGCAUUGACACCAUCAGCCUCUUCCCAGCUACGUUUGUUGAUGCUCUUAUGGUACCGAAGAAUCCUGGUGAAUGGCUGCUUAGCUGCCAAGUCAACGAUCACAUAGAAGGUGGAAUGCAGGUCAUUUUUGAAGUAAAGGACUGUAAAAAACCUACAACAGAUCACAAUGAGUAUACAAAUAUAAGACAUUACUACAUUGCAGCUGAAGAAAUUAUCUGGAACUAUGGUCCAUCUGCAGUAAACCAUUUUACAGGACAACAACUAAUUAUUGACAGUGAAUCUCAGACAUUUUUUGAACAAAAUGAAAAAAGAAUUGGUGGCUCUUAUAAAAAAGCAGUUUAUAAGGAGUACACAGAUGACACCUUCACAAAGAAGAAGAAAAGGCUCCCUGAGGAAGAACAUCUUGGACUUUUAGGACCUGUCAUCAAGGCAGAAGUGGGCGACAUCGUCAGGGUGACCUUCAAGAACAAUGGCAGCCACUCGUUCAGCAUUCAGCCUCAUGGAGUGAGCUACAGCAAGGGCAAUGAGGGUGCCAUGUACCAUACCAUCUCCGGAGGCACUGCAGCUCCUGCUUCCCAAGUGAGUCCUGGCUCUACAUUUACAUAUGAGUGGAAGGUGUCAGAAGAUGUGGGCCCCACCCAGGAAGAUCCAGAUUGCUUAACUUGGCUUUACUAUUCAGCUGCGGAUUCAGUCAAAGACACCAACUCUGGCCUUGUGGGCCCUCUCUUAGUAUGCAGGAAAGGAACUCUGCUUCCCUCUGGGAAACAGAAAAAUGUAGACAAGGAGUUUUUCCUACUAGCUACAGUGUUUGAUGAGAAUCUGAGCUGGUACUUGGAUGACAACAUUUUGAUGUUUCUAAUAAAUUCUGAUGACAUUGACAAGGAAGAUGAGGAUUUCCAGGAGUCCAACAAGAUGCACUCGAUUAAUGGAUAUAUGUAUGGAAACCAGCCUGGCCUUGAGAUGUGUACAGGCAACACUGUUUCUUGGCAUUUGAUUGGCUUGGGAUCAGAGGUUGACAUCCAUGGGAUAUACUUCUCAGAAAAUACUUUGCUAACUAAAGGAACAAGAAGGGACACCACAAACCUGUUUCCACACACCUCUCUUACAGCCAUUAUGAAGCCUGAUUCUGAAGGGGUUUUUGAAGUGGAGUGCCUCACAACAGAUCACUACACUGGAGGCAUGAAACAGAAAUACAAAGUGAAAAAAUGCAGUUGGUGGAAUCCAUCGCUCUAUUUGCAUGAGAAGACUUAUUAUAUUGCAGCAGUGGAAAUAGAAUGGGACUAUUCUCCAAACAGGACCUGGGAACAGGAGAGGCAUCAAUUCCAUGAGGAAAGCCCUGGAAAUCCAUUUUUAAAUAAAGAAGAAAAGUUCAUUGGCUCAAAGUACAAGAAAGUGGUCUAUAGGGAAUACACGGACAGGACAUUCAGCACUCCAAAGGAAAGGGCAGAGGAGCAUCAGCAUCUGGAAAUUUUAGGUCCACUGCUUCAUGCAAAAGUUGGAGAUAAAGUUACAAUUGUUUUUAAGAAUUUGGCCAGCAGACCUUAUUCUAUACACGCCCAUGGAGUGAAAACAGACAGUUCCACUGCUGCGAUAACUCAGCCAGGUGAAAUAGGAACAUAUGUCUGGAAAAUCCCUGAGCGAUCUGGUUCUGGGAAAGGAGAUCCCGAGUGUAUUCCUUGGGUUUAUUACUCAACUGUGGAUAAAGUUAAGGAUAUCUAUAGUGGAUUAAUAGGUACACUUGUCAUCUGUCGCAAGCAAUAUAUUCCCACAUUUCUAUUACCAAAGAGAGUCGAACUUGCUCUUCUUUUUAUGGUUUUUGAUGAAAACGAGUCUUGGUACUUGGAUGAAAAUAUCAAAACUUAUUCUACCAAUGCAGACAAUGUGGACAAAGAAGAUGAGGAAUUUAUUGAAAGCAAUAAAAUGCACGCCAUUAAUGGAAAAAUGUUUGGAAACUUACAAGGCCUUACAAUGCAUGUUGGAGAUAAAGUAAGCUGGUACCUGAUGGGAAUGGGAAAUGAAGUAGACAUGCAUACAGCACAUUUCCAUGGCCAUAGCUUUGAUUAUAAGCGCACUGGAGUUUACCGGGCAGAUGUCUUUGACCUUUUCCCUGGGACAUUUCAAGCCAUAGAAAUGUUGCCAAAGUACCCUGGCACCUGGUUACUGCACUGUCAUGUGACUGAUCAUAUCCAUGGUGGCAUGGAAACAACCUACACUGUGCUCCCCAAAGAAGAGCAACAGUCGAGCGUUUCACACACAAAACCACAGCAGACACAACUGAAUGAAGGAAUUGAAUCAUCACAAGAAAUCUCUAAAUUCUUCACUUGAUGAAUGCUUCUUCAGAAAGAUCAUCUGGACACAUCCUCUCUCAACUUUGGUUCACAAGCUUCAUUUGAAUCACCAAGAAGAAACUUGGUAAUGCAUGGAUCAUAGUUUGGAACAGCCAUGUAACGAUAGAACCUACACAUUACUUUUUUCAUAAAUAAAAAACCUUGUAUAAUUAACAUUC